Molecule: messenger RNA, 5739 nt
Organism: Fusarium vanettenii 77-13-4
Lineage: Eukaryota; Fungi; Ascomycota; Sordariomycetes; Hypocreales; Nectriaceae
Exons: 6
Coding region: 1-5739 (1912 amino acids)
Biological process (GO): dynein-driven meiotic oscillatory nuclear movement; establishment of mitochondrion localization; microtubule cytoskeleton organization
Cellular component (GO): cell cortex; mitochondrion
Molecular function (GO): phospholipid binding; tubulin binding
Source: RefSeq, a predicted model, not a curated record
AUGGCCUCAUCGCUGGCUUCCGACAAGCCAAGCCUGCCCGCUCCUGGCGCAGCGCAAUCUGAUCCCUUCGUCGCCAGCACGCCCGCGCCCGCCCACCAUCGAUAUUCCACCUUUGACCAUGACCUCUUCAUCGCCGGUCCCGCUGCCUCGCCCAGAUCCGCAAAGCGCGCCCUCGAGGCCCAUCUCGCCGAAACCGAGCGACGUCUGGAGGAAGCCGGAAAGCUGGGCACCGCGCUCGUGUCCCAGCGCAAAGCCCUCACCGAGCAGCUCCAGGAGGUCGACAAGUUGCAAACCGAGGGAGAACUGAACCCGGAGCUCCGCCAGAAGCUCGUCGACAUUGAGAAGGAGUACAACAACUUGGCCAGGGAGUCUGCACGGGCUUUUCUGCCUAAACAGAGGGUCCCCAGCAAUGAAGCUAAUCCGAGCUCCCCUUUUGCGCCUGAGAGCAGGGGCGGCAGACGGUCAGUCAGCCCAUCCAAGUUUGAGAGUCAAGCGACAGGGUCCCCCACCAAGCUCAGUGUUCCGAAUCGAAAGAUUCGAAACCAGCCCUCCAAUCGCGUCCACGACAUCGAGUUCGCCGCCGAAAUCAGCACCUCCCUCAUUGCCCAGGUCCGCAACUUACAAGCGCUGCUCGCCGAGCGAGAUGAAGAGACCAAGGACCUCAAGGCCGACAAGUCCAGACUUGAAAUCGAAUGCGAGGCCUUCCAACAACGAGUCAAGACCCUUGACGAGAGUGAGAACCGAUACAAGGAGGAGAACUGGAAUCUGGAGACUAAGCUACAGGAACUGUCGGCUCAGCAGAAAGAGUCCGCAGACCGCGAGAAGAAGCUUGCUCAGGCUCUUAAUGUCAUCAAGACAGAAAAGGUUACAGCACAACGCGAGCUUGACGAGGUCAAAUUGCACCACGCCAGACUCAUCGACCAACACGCCGCUGCUGUCAAGCAACACGACACUGAGAUUGGAGCUGUCAAGCGCAACAUUGCUAUGGCAGAGGGUGAACGCGCGGCCAUGCAGCGUCGGAUUGAUGACCUGACCGGUCAGAACCAAGAGCUCGCCAGGGCCUUCUCUACGCAACGAAACAGAGUCAUGGAGCGGGAGCCUAACUCGCGUCCCAGCGACGAUGACUUUGAAUCCGCUGCUGAUCACAUCACUCCCGAGCACUCGCCUCCUCAGUCUCCUAUCAAGGGAACUCCUCGCCAUGCUGUUCUUGAGACGGAAACUGUCAAGUCAUCACUCCACCACGCCCAACGCACCAUCCAGAGCCAGAGGAGUCUGCUCCAUCGUGAGAAGACCGAGAAGCUGGAGCUUCGACGUAUCAUCCAGGACCUCCGUGACGAUCUUGAAAAGGCCAGAACCGACGCCACUGAGCACAAGAGCCAUCGACGAUCCCGAAAGCCGGAAUCCAAGGAGUUUAAGAAGCCACCGCGCCUGCUUGGCUCUUUCCGCUCCAGUAGGCAAGAGGUUGUCGCCGAUGAUGGUGAUUGGGAAGACCAGCACGAUGUCUCCCCUCGCGGCUCUCUCUCUCAUGCCUCUCCUCGUCCUUCUGUUUCUCCUAUGAGCACCAGCAGCCACACUAUCCUCCCCAGCAUCGAGUCUGCCGAUAACGACGACCAUUUCGACACUGCCAAUGAGGCCAGCGAGUCUGCCUUUGAGACAGCCAAUGAGCGGGCCACUGAGACGGAAGAUUUCCAGACCGUCAAUGAGCAGAUGUCAGGAAGUGACGGCGAGACAGAGACGGAGGGCACAACCCGAGGCUUUGGUAAGAUGAAGAAGCCCCCGAGUUUGCCCUCUGGCCUCGCUCGACAUGCCAGCAGACACUCGUUCCACAGCACCGCAUCGACUUCGGCUGAUGAAGACGACUUCGCCUACCAUCUCCGGACGCCUACCAGCACUAUUGGAUCCCAGAAGAGCACUCGUUUCCGCAUGAACCGCAGCAUCUUCCAUCCUAGCGAGGAGCCGCUCUUCCACCGCAUUUCUAGACAGGCUAGCGAAGAGCCGCCAUUCCAAAGCAGCCCGGCCAGCUUUGCUAGCAGCCGUGGUGGAACACCUCAAGCCACUGGCCAGAGCCUCUUUGCUGAGCUUCAAGACUUUGACGGUAGUGACGACGAGUCGCUUGAGCCAGGCACACCCAGUCGCAGACGGGCUCGCUCUGGUACACCCGCCUCUUUUGGCCGAGGACCAUCACCGCAACCUCCAGUGCCCCCGUUGCCCAAGGUCACCAUGGUUGACAGCGGCAGCAUGACUGAUCCCAUUAGUAUCUUGACCACCUUUGAGGGGGCCGAGACCCCGCGAAUGAUCACCACCGGUGUCAUGACGGAAGAUGAAGAGUCGAUUCCUGCUUCUCCUAUUAGCGUCGUGGUCGUCCCCCGCCCUACAUCCUUGGGGUCCGUGGUUGACCACUCUGAAGUCCGCAGUGUCAUAUCUUGGACCCAUGAGGAUCAUCUUGACAACUCGCGCCCUAUCUCCAUGUCCUACAGCGACGCCGGAGCGCAGCACGAUCCCGAUAUGGAGGAGAAGCUUGCUCUGUUCCCUGCUCCCCCGACCAUGCUACCGCCUAUCCUACCCCCGACCUUGAGCAUGUCCUCGAUCGCCUCCGAGGAUAUCGAGCCACGAGAAGAGGUCGAGGUACCUCCUACACCACCAGCUCUGACUUUCACUCCUCUCUCGAACCAGAGCGUCGAGCCCCUACCCGAACCUGAGAUCCCUCUCCCUACCCUCAGCUUCUCGUCUAUCAAGGCUGAGGAUCUCACUCCCCGAGCUGAGCCUGAAGCACCUCUUCCCGACUUGUCUCUUACAACAAUCGUCACUGAGCAAGUUGAACCCAUUGCUGAGCCUGAAACACCUGUCCCAGAGCUCUCCUUCACAAACAUCAUCACUGAGCAGGUUGAGCCCAUCGCCGAACCAGAGGCGCCUCUUCCUGACUUGUCUCUUACGGCAAUCCUCACUGAGCAUUCGGUUGAGCCAAUUGCUGAGCCUCCUGUUGAGCCAGUCAUGUUCAUCCCGCCUCCUCCUGCACUCUCCAUGUCUGAGAUUGUGGGCGAGCACGUUGAGCCUAUCGCUAGCAAGGCCCCCCAACUCGCUAUGUCUGCCAUCCAAGGCGAGCAUAUCGAGCCCAUUGCUCAGCGAUCUCCUGAUCUUAGCAUGUCUGCGAUCAGAGGUGAACAUGUCGAGCCUGUGGCUGAGCCGGAGCAGGAGCCUGCCAUUCCCGCAGUGGUUAUCCCUCCUCCACCUCCAGCUCCAGAACUGAGCUUCUCUACGAUCCAGGGAGAGCAGGUUGAGCCUGUCGCUACCAAGGCACCGGAACUUGCCAUCUCCACCAUCAAGGGAGAGUCUGUCGAGCCCAUCGCGGAACCUGUCCCUGAGCCGAUUGUCCCUCAGCUCACCAUCUCGAGUAUUCACGGCGAACAUGUCGAGCCUGUUGUGCAGCCGAUGCCUGAACUCAGCUUCAUUUCCAACAUCCAGGGAGAACAUGUCGAGCCUGUUGCCCUUCCUGCCCCGGACCUGGUCCUGUCGUCUAUUUCUGCGGAGUCUAUCGAACCGGUCAAGGAGCCCAAGAAGGUGGUUCCUCCGCCGUCCUUGAACCUCUCUUCCAUUUAUGCCGAAAACUGCGAGCCAAGGGAGGAGCCUCAGCCAACCCCUGUCAAGCUGGGCUACUCUGAUCUAUCCACACAACACGUCGAGCCCGUGUCUGAGCCUGCUCCAUCGCUUGGCUUGUCUGCGAUUGCCUCCGAGAACGUCCAUCCUGUUCUUGAGCCUAUCCCGGCACCUCCCACACUUGUUAUGUCUUCGAUCGCUGCCGAAGGAGUGGAGCCUAUCAGCCCGGUCGUCGAGACGCCCAAGGUACCAGUGUUUGGAUUCUCGUCGAUCGAGUCUGUUGAGACUAUCCCGGUGGCACCCCGAACUCCCAAGAGAGACGGCUUCAUCCUUCCUCGCGACAUGAACUCUCCCUUCAAGGAGAGAGAAGUGCCCGAGACACCCAAGAACAAGACUGGAUCGCCCCUUGGCCGGGAGAUGGAUCAAGAUUCAUCGUCCCUGAUUGCUGAAGAUGAGACAAGUCAAUCUCCUGCUGACACUCCCGAGCCUGAGACACCUGAUUCUCAGCGCCCCUUGAGGGAGAUCCCUGCCAACUUGAACGGUAGCCCAACGCGCAAGGCUCUGGUCCCGACCAGUGACCAAGGUGCGCAGACCGCGCUGACGGCCGAGGCCAUCGAUGCCAUGUUCAAGGCUCGAGCUCAGCCCGUCUUUGGCCUUGAUAAGAGCCUGUCACUCGCCAGCCCCGGUACCCCUGGAACCGCUGGCACCACGGGUACUGUCAGAAUCCGCCGAUCAAGGGAUAGCUUUGAGAGCCCCAUUCGAAGGGGUUUGGAGGGCGACGAUGUCUUUGACACUAGCCCCAUCCGAAGACCCGGUAGCUCUAGAAGUGGUAGGGCAUCCCUCCACGAUGCUCCUCCUCUGCCUGCGAACCACCGCCAAGUCAUCGAGGCCGCACGAUCUGGUUCAUCUCAAGGCAACCAAAGCAACAUGGGCCCGCCUCUCUGGCCAGCGUCUGCCCUCCGACCGCGACCAAGCACACCUGGUCAGAGACCUACCUCGCCCAUGUCCGCUCGCGCCACUCCUACCCCUCAUGUUGUUCGCAAUGGUGGUGGAUAUGGCGACCUUGGAAGACAGUCACCUGCUAAGCUCACUGACGCAUCGCGAAAGUCUUCUCAGUCUUCGUUUGCCUCGGAGCUCGAUUCUCGAUUCAACAUGCGCCCCGGCGAACUUGGCAUUGACCCCAGCGGCUUCGGCCCCAAUACUGAUCCCCGCAUGAUCCAGGCUAUCACCCAGACCAUGAUCGGCGAGUAUCUCUGGAAGUACACACGCAAGACUGGCCGUGGAGGCAUGUCGGAGAACCGACACCGCCGUUACUUCUGGGUGCACCCUUAUACCAGGACUCUGUACUGGAGCGAACGGGACCCCUCAAGUGCUGGGCGCGCAGAGUUGAAGGCCAAGAGUGUUCCUAUCGAGGCGGUGCGUGUCGUUACUGACGACAACCCCAUGCCUCCAGGACUUCACCGCAAGAGUUUGGUCAUCAUCUCACCUGGAAGGACCAUCAAGUUCACUUGCACGACCGGUCAGCGACACGAGACCUGGUUCAACGCCCUUUCCUACCUACUUCUCCGAACCAACGACGAUGUUCAAGCUGAUACCGAGGAUAUGGCGGAGCACUUUACCCGCGAAGAUGUGGACGAGUUCAACCCUCAGUUUGGACAACGUGCUGUGAACGGAACCCGACCAGGAGUGCCGGCUUCCUUGUCGUCUUACAACUCCCGGACGACCCGCAACGAGUCACCGGCCGUGGGUGUCUCGAUGAACAUUCCGACCUUGACACCCAAGGCGCAGCCACAGCGACCUAAUGGAACGCUGAGCAAGCUCAGCGGCUACUGGAAAGGCAGCCAACUCUCUGGGACGUUCUCGAGCCGCCGUGGACGAGGGGCUAGUGCGCAGAACGUGAACAUUUAUGAAGCUAGCGAGGCGCACGACAGCGCUGAGGAUGUGAGGGAGAUUAUUGAGCGGCAGGAUAGAGAAGCUGACCGCCUCGAGAACGUCCGAGCAUGCUGCGAUGGCAAGCAUGACGUUGGAACUCUUCACCACCACCACUUUUCGAAGCGAGGCCGACACGGUAACAACCACACGCACUCGCAUCAGGGACUAAUGGCGUCCCACACGACAAUGGCGUCUCUUCGCUCUCGAGCGUAA